This is a messenger RNA of Syngnathoides biaculeatus (alligator pipefish), 1062 nucleotides long. It is a transcript of the gene tsen15, whose product is annotated as TSEN15 tRNA splicing endonuclease subunit. The record is from RefSeq and is a predicted model, not a curated record. Gene Ontology annotation, biological process: tRNA splicing, via endonucleolytic cleavage and ligation. Gene Ontology annotation, molecular function: nucleic acid binding. Lineage: Eukaryota; Metazoa; Chordata; Actinopteri; Syngnathiformes; Syngnathidae. The transcript has 4 exons. Bases 258 to 719 code for a protein of 153 amino acids.
AAUCUUACUUCUUCUGUAUUCCUAGAGGGACACAUUAAGUGUUACACACACGCAGCAACUAUGCGGGUUUGUUCGAAUUUUUAGCUGAUGUCCUGGUACGACUUGCCAAGCGACAAAUCACCACUAUUCUGCGUAUUUUAUCCACGUCUUCGCCAAGACAAAUGAUUCAUGACGACAGUGGGCAAAUAGUAUGACAAAACGUUAACGGAAAGGUUAACUGCGUGGCUCUGUUGUAUUUUGCAUUCUUUAGUACAGUCAUGGACAAGUCCCAAAAGUCUGCUAACUGGAUGCUACACCAUCCAAUGUAUCUCAAGAUGAAGAACCUCGAGGUGGAAGACAGUGAACAAAUCCAUGCUGCAUUCCUUGUUUACAUGGAUCUCACUGAGGUUCGUAAAUGGAAGGAGGUUUCCUGUGUUAAAAGUGAUGAACUCCACCUGGUACUGUUAGAGGGGAAAGAGAAGGAAGGAUCAGCCAUCCAGUCAGUUUUCCCGCUGCCUGUGCAUCGGUCUUUGACCCACAGAAUUAUUCGACACGUUCUGGACAGAGGUUUUCCCAUGCUGCUGUGCGCUGUGGCUUCGGACUCCACGCUGGUCUACCAGAGGUUGACUGAUGGCUUGGUGACCCCUGACCCACCCGUAGGCCCCUUCCAGGAAGCGGGGCGACGACACUCCAGGAAGAGACAACAGCAUCAGUUGGCACCCGAUGGGAGCCACAAAUGAUCUUAUAUCUAUUUGGACUUUGAUUGAUUGAGACUUAUGUUCAGUCCUCAUUUCAGGAACGUCUGAUUGCUGCUUGACAACAUUCAGGUCCCCUGUGUGUAUAUAACUAUUUUCACAGAUGGGUGAUCAUUAGUGGUCUCUAUAUUUUUAGAGAUAUCAUACACCAUGUCGUUUGUAAGAAACUAAUUAGCUUAUCACUGCAAGAAAGUUUCGCAUCCUUGACACCUCCAUCGCUACCUGUUUAAGUUGCCAUUUUUCUUUUGUAUGAUUUUGUUUCAUACAUUUCUGUAGUGGUGGGGGAUGAAGAUUCUUUGCCAUGGUUUUGUAAACUUUGCUCAAAAUA